AUGCAUACACCUUCGCUAUUCUUGGCCUCCGCGGUCGUUCUUUCCUCACUUGCCUCCGCAGAAGGGGACCGACCAAAAUAUUACUUCCCACGAGAAGUCAAAAGACAAAUAUAUUCAAACAAUACCAUUACAAGCAAUACACCAGCUCAAACAUCACACACGAAGGAUGAAUCUACAAUUACAUCGUCGUUCUCAUCCACAAAAGAUCCACUAUCAGAUGAUGGAACUCAAGAUACUACGACGAAUAAGAGGGCAUCUUCAAGUAAUUCAUUCUUGGAUACUUUCUCUUCUAUACUUGGUUUAGGAACGACAACUACAACAUCGAUACCUUCGUCAUCGAGUUUAACCACGAGCAUUCCUCCCAGUACUACAUCUUUGAGUACAACCGUCGUUAGUGGUGUAUCUUCAAAUGAUAUCACAACCAUUCUAGUUAUGAGUACUGUGACUCUAGGGACUGGAUCUGGUGAAGUUCCCGUGAUUCCAGCAACGACAAGUUCGACUUCAACUUCGACCUCAGCUGUUGAAACAACUCCAUCGCCAAGUGCUCAAUCGACGGUGGGAAGUUCAGUUUUGAGUACCGAUUCAAGUUCUAAUGCUGGAUAUACUGGAGCAUCAACUGGAACAAGCCAAACCAUCGUUUCCGUACCUACGACUACCAGUUCUUCGAGUUCCAUUGUCCCUGUUCCCACGACUACUAGUUCUUCGACCUCAAUUGUGGAUGGAAUUACAGGUGUUUCGACCGGAGUUGAACCCACCAUCUCAUCCCUUGAAUCGACCACUUCACCCAGUUCGACUGUCAUCAGCUCAUCAGUACAAUCUGUUGCGACAAGUUCCAAUGCUGGAUUUUCCGGAGCAUCUACUGGUACAUCCCAAACUGUUGUAUCGGUUCCUACAAUCGUUAGCUCUUCUAGCUCAACUGUGGAUGGAAUUACUGGAGUCUCAACUGGAGGAUCCAGUUCAAUAGUUUCUACGCCAUCCUCCACUUCGGUUCUUGAAGGAAUAACUGGAGUACCAACUGGAGUAUCUAGCCCAUCAUCCACCAGUUCCUAUGUUCUCGUCGGAGUUUCAUCGGUUACUACAAAAUCGGCUGUCGAACCAAUCAGUAGUUCCAGCAAUACUGAUAUUGAUAUUUCCCUUGGAUUAACUGGAGCCUCCACCGGUGUACCCACAACUACCAGCGCCACUAGCGUCUCUAGUGUGUCAAGCACGUCCGUUUCCGAAGAUUUUGGCGUUUCUGGACCAUCAACAGGUACACCCCCAAAAUCCACUGAGACUAGCGCUACCGAAACUUCAAUCCAAAGCACAGUUGCUGGAAUUUCUGGAGCAUCUACUGGUACUGCACCAGUCAUUGUUCAGACAAGCACCUCUGAAGCUUCAACCCAAAGCACCGUUGAUGGAAUUUCCGGUGUAUCCACUGGCACUGUCCCAACUUCCAUCGAAAGUACUGCUUCCGAGACUUCAAUUCCAUCCUCGAGCUCAGUCGCGGGUAUUACCGGAGCAUCAACUGGAUCUGGUUUAUCAGUAACUGCGCCAGUUUCAGUUCCAACUUCAUCCGAGACUCCAAUUCAAAGUUUAACCGCCUCAGGUGUUUCUGGAGUACCUACUGGUACAGCUCCAACCGUUAUUUCCAGUGUUGCUCAAUCAUCAGAAACCUCUGAAACCUCUGUAGCCACCACUAUCACGUCUGCCUCUUCCAGUGAUGUUGCCGGAACUGGUUCAGCUCCAAGUACAACUGUAUCCCCAUCUUCAGUCGCAUCAGUAGAUAGUUCUUCAAGCUCAAACCUUUUGGAGCCAAUUGUCGCUUCCACAGGUUUAAUUCCAAUUAGUAUUAUCCUUCCUACCACAACUUCUGAAUCCGAUUCUCAAAGUACAUUGGUAACUUCAGCCACUACUUCCUCACCAGCUAGUGGGAUCACUUUUGGACCAGGUGGAGUUUUAUCCGGCUCAAGUACUAUCACUGCAAGUCCUUCGGAUACAAACACCUCCCCAGUAUCUGUUCCAACUGAUUCAUCAUCUGGUCUUUUGGGAGUUAUUGGUACGGGAGUAACCAGUUUGGUUGGUGGUGUGACUUCAGAUCUAGGAACUGCAGUAUCACAAGUAACGAGUGCUAUUUUACCAACAGAUUCAUCAGCUGCAACUUCAAGUGCUGGAGUUUCUGGACCUGCUACAGGUGUUUCUUCUGAAACUACUUUGGCUGGCGUUACUGGACCAUCCACUGCUGCCUCAGAUAUCUCACCUUCAAACACUGCUACUACAGAUAGUUCAGUGCCAACAACUGUUCCUGGGAUUACUGGAAUAUCCACCGGUAUCUCAGCACCUUCAAGCACAGUUUCUGGAAUUACUGGAGCCUCAACAGGAACCGCUCCAAUCUACAGUCCAGGUGCCGCUUCAUCAUCAGCUUCCGGCGAUUUGCUCUCAUCCUUGGUCGGUGGAGUAUCCUCCUUGGUAUCUUCCGCUACCUCGGAUAUUCUUUCAACUUCCUUGACUUCCCUUACGGAUUCUGUCGCUUCGGCUUCAGCUUCCUCAGCGGGGAUUAUUGGAGCUACUACAGGUAUAUCUGCCACGGAUUUGAGUGCUACAGCUUCUCCUACUUCUGCUGGAAUUACUGGACCUGCAACUGGUGUUUCAAGUGGAUCUGCAUCUACUACAGCCCCAGCCGGUUUACUAUCAUCUCUUGUAUCUGGAGUAACUUCGGAUGUUGGAUCCCUCACAUCUGAUUUACUUACAACCAGUACUGCCUCAGCUACCGGAAUAGAAGCUACUGAAUCCGCAUCUGUUAUAGGUACUUUGAAUAGUACCGAUGCUUCAAAUACCGCUUCCGCUACAGAUUUGAUUUCUUCCCUUGUAUCUGGAGUUACUUCCGACUUCAGUUCUGUCUUGGCAUCUGAAACCUCGAAUACAUUACCAACUACUACCGCUACUGAUUUGAGUGCUUCUGCAUCAUCUGCAGGAAUUACCGGCCCAGUUACAGGAGUCAGCCCUACUGCCACUGAAUCCUCUGUCCCAACAUCAACCGGUCUUCUUUCCGGUAUUACUUCUCUUCUUGGGUCAGUAACCUCGGAUCUUUCUUCUCCAACUUCCAAUGUAACCUCUGGAAUUGGAUCAAUCACGUCAGAUUUAUCUAGUGCCCCAAGUUCAAUAAUUCUCAGCGGAACAGGUGUAUCUGCCUCGGCUACAGUUACCUCGGAAAGUGCAUCAUCCACAGGAUUAUUAUCCUCCGUCAUUUCUGGUGUUACUUCCAUUGUUGGUUCUUCCACAUAUCUCUCUUCCACCGCAGCUAGUACUACUACACCAUCUUCCUCCAGUUCUACUCCAUUGGGAAGUAUAAUAUCGAGCAUUUUUGGCUCUAGCACUGCCAGUGAAUUAUCUGCUACGAUUACUAGUGAUAUAUCAACUGCCACUGGAGCUCCAAAUGCUACAGCCAUUACAUCUGGAACAGAUAUUGUAUCAAGUACCUCCAUUAGCCUUGGAUCUUCUUCUACAAUUUCAGGAAUUGUUCUCCCAACCACUGCAAGUGGAAAUGAGACCUCGAUUGCAGUAUCUACAACUGGCAUUUCCACCAGCGUUCAAACCGGAUCUGCUACCACUACAUCCAGUUCAGGAACAGGAAUUAUUACUUUAUCGACUUCCUCCGUAACUUCUGUAACCAGUGGAUCAGCCAAUGUUACUGAUACUUCAGUCUCCGCUUCCUCCGCUUCUGCCUCGAGCCUAUCGAGCAUUGCAACAUCAGUUUCUGCCACAACAACACCAAACACAACGGUAACUGAUGUAUCCUCAACGGCAGCUUCUUCAGCAACUGUUACCUCUGGAAGUUCAGCUAAUACUGCACCAAUUACUUCCGUUCCCUCAACGACCGUUACUCCAUCAACAAUUGCCUCUCCCACUCAAGAAAGUACUACUUCAGUUGUUAAGACUCAAACGGCUAGUGAAACCACAGCUCCUCUCACAAUCUACCCAACAGCCACAAACAAUGCUACAUCAAUGUGGCUUCCACAAACCAUCAUUGUUCAAUCUUCAUCAACUAAUCAAGUCACUCCUACCAACACUGCACUUGCUACAACUUUACCAAAGGUCAUCACACCUAGUGGAUCUAUUCCAACCAGUCCAGAAAACUCUACUUUGAUUCAACUUGGUUUCCUUUUCCAACUUAAUUAUGCAUUUGUUGUUGCCAACCCACUUUCAUCAGCACAAAUCUUCCAAUACCUCCCAAUAGGUAUUGCCAAUGGAUUAGGAAUCAAGCAAGAACAAGUUGUGAUGCACAGUCUUAUUCCAUACAAUACACAAUCUCAAUUGGAAUACAUUACAACUUUGGCACUCGCUUAUAUCCCCACCAACUUGGUCAGCACAUUGGAACUUGAUUUACACACACCUACAGCAGCUAUCUACAACAAUCCUGAUACUUCAGUUAGCACACUUGUUAGCUAUAUCAACCCUUCUAUUCCAUUAACACCUGGAUCAACUCUUGAAGGUGGUUCUGGAACGGGUACUGACAGUUCUGGAUCAGCAGCAACUACUAGUGCUUCAGGCAAUAGUGGUGUCUUCAAUACUGAUGCUCAAAAUACCUCACCAAAGGUUAAGAGUACCACAGCUGGUAUCGUUGUUGGAGCAGCAGGUGCAGCAGCUGCGUACGGUGCUGCCAUGUUCUUCAUCGCCAGAAGAUACAAGAAACGUAAGCUUAGCCAUCGUCGAUCAAACUCGAUCAUGAAUGCAUCCGAAAUGAGACAAUCUGGUGCUUUCACUGGUGGUGCAUUCAUGUCUGGUGGUCGUUUGACGCCUGGUAUUGGAGGAACCGAUAGAAAUAGUGGAGGAAGUGGAAGAAGUGCAGGACAUUCAGCACGCACACAACAAAUCUCGGCACCAAUGAUGGCAGAGAAUUCAUUGGGAUGGAAUUGA
Messenger RNA from Botrytis byssoidea, 4893 nucleotides. RefSeq lists its product as uncharacterized. Gene Ontology annotation, biological process: establishment of cell polarity; signal transduction involved in filamentous growth; osmosensory signaling pathway via Sho1 osmosensor. The record is from RefSeq and is a predicted model, not a curated record. Gene Ontology annotation, molecular function: osmosensor activity. The transcript has a single exon. Bases 1 to 4893 code for a protein of 1630 amino acids. Gene Ontology annotation, cellular component: plasma membrane; extracellular region; site of polarized growth. Lineage: Eukaryota; Fungi; Ascomycota; Leotiomycetes; Helotiales; Sclerotiniaceae.